CUCUCUGGACCUGUUUGGACCUGCUUGGCCUUCGUCUCUGCCAACCAGCUUACCUUCCGCCGUUUGGACCGUCAUCAGUCGGGUCCAGCCGAACCGGGGCCUUCGCCGAUUGCUCCGAUCCCACGCGAAAAAUAGAAAAACACAAGGUCGAGUGUUUUUGCCCCCGCCUCUUCUCUCUUGAUCCGGGUCCAGCUUGCAAUCGGCAAUGCUCUUCAAUGUUUUCAUAUUUAAAUCGUUUCGACAAUGGCCGAAUCGUCAGAACCACCUGUAGGCCCUGAGCCGCCGGCCAACGCUCUCGUGAGGAAUCAGCGGUCGCCACCUCCAACCGAAAGUCUAGAGCUUCGGGAGAUUCAAACACGAGAGGAUGAUGAGCAAUUAAACUACUCCACGGCGUCCGCCUCCUCUGGGGAGGAAUAUCGAAUGACCACACGAACAGCCUCGCGAACGAGUGUUCGUCGCCCGCGCCCCGAGCGCAAAGGUGCCUGGAAGAAGGUCUGCGAUUUCUGGACUCAUAAUGUCACCAUGACGGUACCUGAGAAGAACAAUCGCGACCACCUAGCCCUCGAAAGAACAUUCCUUGCAUACAUUCGUACAUCGGUUGUCAUUGCGAUGCAAGGGGUUCUAAUCUCACAGCUAUUCCGCCUCCAGCGACCAACCACGCCUCAACAUCGCCUGAGAUUUUAUGACGUCGGUAUUCCACUCGCCGUGACCUGUCACUGUGUGGCCGUUAUAGUGGCCCUAAUCGGCGCGUAUCGAUUCUGGAGACAGCAGAAUGCCAUGUCUUUGGGAAAAGUCCACGCUGGAGGAUGGGAGCUUAAUUGGGUGGGAAUUCUACUCGGCCUGUUACUUUUGGCGACGCUCGUACUAUCCGUGGCGAUUCUUAUCGAGAUUGAUCUACAUCCAUCAACGCUGAUCCAACGACUCUUUUAAUGCCUAAUGAUGAUGAUUGUAUAUAGAGCAAAUAAUGUCGGAUAUCUCGCAGCGGUCACAACUGC
Messenger RNA from Penicillium brasilianum, 995 nucleotides. The record is from the annotation of a GenBank genome assembly. Lineage: Eukaryota; Fungi; Ascomycota; Eurotiomycetes; Eurotiales; Aspergillaceae.